Molecule: messenger RNA, 2151 nt
Organism: Amphibalanus amphitrite
Lineage: Eukaryota; Metazoa; Arthropoda; Thecostraca; Balanomorpha; Balanidae
Product: collagen alpha-3(V) chain-like
Exons: 1
Coding region: 151-2151 (666 amino acids)
Biological process (GO): response to oxidative stress
Molecular function (GO): heme binding; peroxidase activity
Source: RefSeq, a predicted model, not a curated record
CCUGGAAGCUACAUCACUCCGUCAAGGAGCGCUGAGCAGAACCAGUUCUCGUUUAGGGCUUCCCAGUCAGGCUCUGAGGGGAUCACUGGUGGCGACGACGUAAGAAGUUUGACUACAAAGCGCCCGAAGGGAAACAAAGGUGAUAAGGGCAUGCCGGGUAUGAAAGGAGACCGAGGCGAACCGGGUACACCAGGACCCAAGGGAGGGCCAGGGAUGAAAGGCCUACCCGGUAUGAAAGGAAUGCAGGGUCCACCGGGAAUGAAGGGAAAGGACGGGUUUCCAGGAAUGAAGGGCAUGAAAGGAGACCCAGGUAUGGACGGAAUGAAAGGAACACCGGGCCAAAAGGGCGCUGAAGGGCCACCGGGCAUGAAAGGUGUGGAGGGGCCACCUGGAAAGCCCGGACUUCCAGGACAAAAAGGCAUGCCGGGACAACCAGGCAUGAAGGGUAUGAAAGGUCCACCAGGCAUGAAAGGCGAGGUAGGUCCGAAGGGCAGCAGAGGGGACGAGGGACCAGAGGGACCGCGGGGUAGACGAGGUCCGCAAGGUCAGCCAGGCGCCCCAGGCGAACCGGGUCAAAAAGGAGAUACAGGUCAAGAUGGAAUGAAAGGAGCGAAGGGCAUGAAAGGGGGUCCAGGGCCGACGGGGCAAAAGGGAGACACUGGUCCUAAGGGAGAUAAAGGAGAUGUUGGAAUGAAGGGCAAUGAUGGAGCUAAGGGAAUGAAGGGUGAUCAAGGUCCAGAUGGAAUGAAGGGAGAUACGGGACCUAAGGGCCCAAAAGGAGAUGAUGGCAUGAAAGGGGAUCAAGGAGCAAAGGGCGACCAAGGAAUGAAAGGAAUGAUGGGACCCAAGGGAGAUCAAGGAAUGAAAGGAGAUCGUGGUGAAAAGGGGAGUCAGGGAGAAAAGGGUGAUAAGGGAAAGAUGGGAAAUGAUGGCCCGCAGGGACCAGCUGGGCCUAAGGGCUCUAAAGGUGACACUGGCAGUCCUGGCAUGAAGGGCGAAAGAGGCCCUGCGGGACCGCCUGGCAUCGUAAAGUACAUAUACGUGGACAAACCGUCCAGCCAAUACGGAGCUCCGCAUCCAUCUUAUUCUGCACCGCCCUCCCCAGAUUAUGGCGCUCCGCCACCACCUCCCUCCAGCCACUAUGGCGCUCCUCAGACCAGUUGGAGCUCGCCGCGCGGCAGCUACCGCGGCUCGGCGUCGCUGUUCCGCCCGCGACGUCUCCCCGCUCAGCGCCACACCCUCGAGGUGUCGUCCGAUCAGCUUCACCAGAUCCUUCUCCGUGAGCACAACCGGGUGGCUGACGCGGUCCGGCGCAACCAUCGCGACUGGGAGGACGAGCGCAUCUUCCAGCUGGCUCGCCGCGUGGUUAUCGCCGAGUGGCAGCACAUCAUCUACCGCGAGUAUCUGCCGCACGUGCUGGGCGCCGCGGCAGGCCAGCGUCUGUCCAUAGCGACCAGUCUCGAUGACGACCCCACAGUGAAUGUUGAGUUUGCAGCCGCAGCCUUCAGGUUCUGGCAACGCUCCGCUGCGACAGCUCCGGCCGAACGCGAGGACAGUAAGAGCAGGAGGCGCUCUUUCCUGGACGCGGUGCAGGGUCUGGCCGCAGCAUCUGGCUUUAGCAGACGGCUGAGGAACGGCGGCGGCGGACAGACGAACUCUGAGCCGGCCGAGGAGGCGGCAGCGCACGUGCUGCGCGGCAGGGAGCUGGGUCUGCCGACGUUCGCUGACGUGCGCGAGCUGUGCACGGGCACCAACGUCAGCGUCUGGACCGACCUGGAGGGCGUGGUGCCGCAGCCAGAGCUGGGUGCCCUGCAGUCCGUCUACGGCAGUCCGCGAGAUAUCGACCUCUGGGUGGGCGGCGUGCUGGAGGGCCGGGCGCCGGCCGCCAGGGUGGGGCCCGCCUUCCAAUGUAUCAUUGAAGAGCAGUUCCGCAGGGCGCGCGAUGGUGACCGGUUCUUCUACGACCGCGCACUGAGUGGCGCUCAGUUGGCCGAGGUGCAGAAGGCCAGUCUGGCUCGCCUUCUCUGCGACAACCAGCCCGGUGGACGGGAUGGUGUGCUGCCACUCGUGCUCGAGCCCAUCAGUGCGCACAACAAGAUGACGCUUUGUACCGCGGCGGCCAUCCCACGGGUCAGCCUGGACGUGUUUUAG